Messenger RNA from Sorex fumeus (smoky shrew), 3677 nucleotides. It is a transcript of the gene RPGR, whose product is annotated as retinitis pigmentosa GTPase regulator. The transcript has 18 exons. Gene Ontology annotation, molecular function: ubiquitin protein ligase activity. The record is from RefSeq and is a predicted model, not a curated record. Lineage: Eukaryota; Metazoa; Chordata; Mammalia; Eulipotyphla; Soricidae. Gene Ontology annotation, biological process: protein ubiquitination; visual perception; ubiquitin-dependent protein catabolic process. Gene Ontology annotation, cellular component: photoreceptor outer segment. The coding region runs from base 155 to 3199 and encodes 1014 amino acids.
UUGUUGACUUCCGGUACGCGAUAGUGUGGGCUCUUCGGAGGGUCGCUAAUGGGGGUCCGUUGGGCCUUUGCCGUCUGUUUCGGAGCCAAGGCCCUGCCUUAGGCCCGACGCAGCCACCCACUGUUUGGACCUGGUGCAGACCCAGGUUGCCAGGAUGCCCCUCGGCAUGGGGGACCCCGAUGAAUUGGUGCCCGAUUCGGGUGCAGUUUUCACAUUUGGAAAAACUAGAUUUGCAGAAAAUAUUCCAAGCAAAUUCUGGUUUAAAAACGAUAUACCAAUAUGUCUUUCAUGUGGUGAUGAGCAUACUGCUAUUGUUACAGGAAAUAAUAAACUUUACGUGUUUGGCAGUAACAACUGGGGCCAGUUAGGAUUAGGAUCCAAGUCAGCAAUAACCAAGCCAACAUGUGUCAAAGCAUUAAAACCUGAAAAAGUGAUAUUUGUUGCCUGUGGAAGAAACCACACCCUAAUUUCAACAGAAAAAGGCAAUGUAUAUGCAGCUGGAGGAAAUAAUGAAGGGCAGCUGGGACUUGGCGACACUGAAGAAAGGAACACUUUCGAGCUAAUUAGUUUUUUCACUUGCGAGCAUAAGAUUAAACAGCUUGCUGCUGGAUCUAAUACUUCAGCUGCAUUAACUGAGGAUGGAAAACUCUUUAUGUGGGGUGACAAUUCUGAAGGACAAAUUGGCUUACAAGAUUUGACUAAUGUGUGUAUUCCUCAUCAAGUGACCAUUGGGAAACCUAUCUCAUGGAUCUCUUGUGGCUAUUAUCAUUCUGCCUUUGUAACAACUGAGGGAGAACUGUUCACAUUUGGAGAAACUGACUCUGGGAAGUUAGGUCUUCCCAAGGAACUGCUGGACAAUCACCGAACACCACAGCAGGUGUUUGGAAUUUCUGAGAGGGUGAUUCAAGUAGCUUGUGGUGGAGCACACACAGUGGUUCUCACAGAGAAAUCUGUGUAUGCCUUUGGACUGGGACAGUUUGGUCAGCUGGGUCUUGGCACUUUUCUAUUUGAAACUUCAGAACCCAAAGCCAUUGAGAAUAUUAAGGACCAGAAAAUAUGCUCUAUUUCCUGUGGAGAAAAUCACACAGCUCUAGUAACAGAUGUUGGUCUUAUGUAUACUUUUGGAGAUGGUCGACAUGGAAAAUUAGGACUUGGAAUGGAGAAUUUUACCAAUCAGUUCAAUCCCACUCUGUGCUCUAACUUUUUCAGAUUUGUAGUUCAACUGGUUGCAUGCGGUGGAUGUCACAUGCUAGUUUUUGCCUAUCCACGCGUUGGAAUGGCAGAAGAAAUUGACUUUGAUAAAUUGGAUGAUUCUUUCAGAUCUGCAGCAGCUGCCAGUGAUCUGAUCCCAGGUGGUACACUGCAGAGAACUUUAUCAGCACGUUUACGUCGAAGAGAGAGGGAAAGAUCCCCAGAUUUUGUGCAGACGACACAAGUGCUCACCUUGCAGGAAGAUAAUUUAUCAUCACACAUAUGUUUUCCAAAUGAUCCAGAAUCUUCCGAUAUACCUCCAAGUACUCUGCAAGACAAAAUUAUAACUGACACAGAGGACCCCAUGAAACUUGAGGAACUGGAUGAUGUGCAAGAUCAAAUGCCUAUAGAAAAUGAACCAGAUGGUUCUGCUGCUGAUUCCGAAAGCCUUGGAGAAACUAAUGAUAUCUUAAAUAUGACACAUAUGAUGAGCUUAAAUUCUAAUGACCAGGCAUACAAGUUAUCACCAAUUCAGAAACAAAAGAAACAAGAAACAGAUGAGACACUGAAUCAGCAAGGCGGUAAUACUGAAAAUGAUGAUAGUACUGAAUAUGAAAGUCAAGAGAUGACCCCACCUAUGAAAGAAGGGAACACAUAUAAACAACUUUUGGCAACAGGAGUAUACAAGAUGCCAGUAUCUGCAUCUGUGGAAGAAAUUUCAGAUGAGGAAGUAGGUGAUGAUGACCCAGACCAGUCCAAGGUGCAGUCUGAGACUAAUGCAGAGGCUUUGGAUAAAAAUCCACUUACAGAAGCAAUUCAGGAUGACUAUAAUCCAUGUGGUAGAGAGGAAGGAGCACAGGAAGGUGAAGAACACAGUGCUAAGUGUUCAGAUACCGAAGAAACAGUCUUUGAGCAGGAAAGUGAGCAGAUCCAGUUGCUAAGUCCUGUGAAGGAGCAGAUAAGACAGAAUGAAGAGAGUUUUGAAAGCAUUGAUGCAUUUAUUGAUGACUUACCAAAGACAGACUUAAGUAUCGAGGAUGAAGAAUCUAAAGACUAUUCUUUAGAAGGUCAGUUGAGCAAGCAAGACAUUGACAGUGAAGGGGAAUCUCUAGAGGAGCCAGAGUGUCUCUUGAAAGGUGAAGUUGAAAGCCAGAUGAGCACACUUGAUGCCCUUGAGCAGCCCAAGUCAGUAGACUUUAGUAGUGUAGAGGAAAAGGAUAAUGAAGUGGAAACUAAUGAAAACCUGUGGUCUAGCAGAGAAUCUCCCGAGCAAGCCCAAGAAGAGCCUGAACCCACACUGUGCACAUUCAUGGCAAAAUAUAGUUUUCAGUCUGACCAUUUAUCAAAGAUUCCAGAAGAGAAGGAGGGAUCAGAGGAUUCUGAUGAAAGUGGAAUAGAUGAGCAAGAGAUAGAGACAAAUGACGAUUUGGAGGACUCUGAAGAAAAUGAUGAGAAAACAGAUAACUUGUCAGAUGACCUUACAGAGAAAGCAGAGUCACAGGAUCCAGAAAUUUCAGGAAUUGAUGAACCAGAAGAUGUAGAUGAGGACAUGGAUGAAGAUUUGGCAGAGGAUGAGAAAUCUACUGAUGAUGAUGAAAAUCUUGCAACUGAUGAGAGUAAACUAGAAAAAGAAACAAAAAGUACCAGUGACAGCUCAAUUGACAACCAGGAUGAAAAAAGCCAAGAAGAACGUGCCAUUCGUGAACGUAAUGAAAAUAAAAAAGAAAACAUACCUGAUCGUGCAAAGAGCAGUUGUUCAGAUACCAUGGACAACAGUAAGGAUUCAAAAAACUUAAAGAAGAUUUUCCUCUUUAAAAGGAUGUCUUUGGCCAGUCAGAAAAGCCUGCUGAGUAGUUCUGAUCCACUCCCAGAGAUAAAACCAAUAGGAGACCAAAUAGCUUUUAAGAGCAGUAAGAAAGAUGCCAGUCAGAGCCACAAGGGGCAGAGUCGUCCAGGUUCUUCUCCCCCAAACAUAGAGAAAGGGUCAAGAUCCUGUACUCUGCUAUGAAUAUAUAUUUAUGUUUUUGUGGUAUUGGAGCACAUUGAAAUUCAUACUUGAAUAAAUCCUUGGUUUCUGAAGGAAGUUUUUAAUAACAAAAUGUUUAAAAAUAUAAGUUAAUAUGGUUUACUUGGUUUGAACAGGACGACCAAUUUUGAUAUUUAUUUAUGCUAAAAUUUCUCCAAGAAAACUCAAACUCAUUUAAGUGUUGUGGCCUUAACUUCAGUGUUGCAGUAAGAAAAAUAUAUUUUUGUAAGUUAAAGUUAAAUUAAGAUACUAUGUAGUUUACACUGAAAUAUGUUACUUCUUUGUAAUUUCAUAAGGCAAUAUUUGCAAUCUCAUAACACUGUAACAGUUUUAAUGUACUUGGAAUUUUCAAAAAUUUUAAAAAAUGAGUAACUGUUUUUGAUGAAAGUAUUUUAAUAAACUGCAUCUGGUCGUUUCCACUGUUUAUGUUGAUAAAUAUCAAUAAAAGUUUCUGGAGCUA